This is a messenger RNA of Oryzias melastigma (Indian medaka), 1020 nucleotides long. It is a transcript of the gene iyd, whose product is annotated as iodotyrosine deiodinase. Gene Ontology annotation, cellular component: cytoplasm. Gene Ontology annotation, molecular function: oxidoreductase activity. NCBI's taxonomy places the organism in Eukaryota, Metazoa, Chordata, Actinopteri, Beloniformes, Adrianichthyidae. Gene Ontology annotation, biological process: regulation of phosphorylation. The record is from RefSeq and is a predicted model, not a curated record.
GCGCUGACUCAGCAUAAAGAUCCGCUCCAGAUCACCGCAGCAGUCCUUCUUCUGCAGUCAGCCGAAGUCCUCUUGAGCUUCACUCAGGCAGGCAUGGUUCUCCUGUCCGUCCUCACCCCUGUCCUGGCGCUGAUCUUGUGUUUGGUUUUGGGCUUCAUGCUGGUGCAAUCUUGGGGAUCGGAGGCCACAUCGACAGAAAAAAACAAAGGAGCCACAAAAGGAGACUUUAGGCCGUGGGUAGAUCAGGACCUGCAGGAUGACACAGAAGUAGGAGCAGAAGGAGAAGAUGACUGGGUGGAUAGCAGGGAAGUGGAGGACCUCGCUCACGUGCCAUACUCACCUCCUCGCUACCCAGAGGAGACGAUGCAGCAGAGAUCCAAGGACUUCUACACUUUAAUGAACCAGAGGAGGUCUGUCCGGUUCAUCAGUCCUGAGCCGGUUCCACGCCGAGUUAUUGAUGAUGUGAUACUCACUGCAGGCACAGCCCCCAGUGGAGCUCACACAGAGCCGUGGACGUUUGUCGUGGUGUCAGAUCAGGAGACGAAGAGUCAAAUCAGAAAUAUAGUGGAGGAGGAAGAGGAAAUGAACUACAGACAAAGGAUGGGUGACAAAUGGGUCAACGAUUUAGCCAAAUUCAGAACCAAUUGGAUUAAGGAGUACUUAGAUGUUGCUCCAUAUCUGAUCCUCAUCUUUAAACAGACUUAUGGGAUUCUGCCAAAUGGCAAAAAGAAGACACACUAUUACAAUGAGAUCAGCGUCUCCAUAUCCUGUGGAAUCCUGUUAGCUGCCCUGCAGAAUGUGGGUCUUGUUACAGUCACAUCCACCCCUCUCAACUGUGGCCCUCAGCUCCGACUACUUCUUAAAAGGCCAGCCAACGAGAAGCUGCUGCUGCUGCUUCCUGUGGGCUAUCCUGCCACCGAUGCCACCGUCCCGGACUUGAAGCGCAAAAGUCUGAAUGAGAUCAUGGUGCACAUUUGAAGAUAUCUAAAAAAUAAAUAAAAAAUACUUAUCUAUCUUAAG